This is a messenger RNA of Trichoderma breve, 534 nucleotides long. Its product is annotated as ankyrin repeats (3 copies) domain-containing protein. The transcript has a single exon. Gene Ontology annotation, cellular component: nucleus; cytoplasm. The coding region runs from base 1 to 534 and encodes 177 amino acids. Gene Ontology annotation, molecular function: protein binding. The record is from RefSeq and is a predicted model, not a curated record. Lineage: Eukaryota; Fungi; Ascomycota; Sordariomycetes; Hypocreales; Hypocreaceae.
AUGGCCGACAGGGUUGAUCUCACCAGAGCCUUGGGAAGGGCCGUGGAUCGAAAGGAUAUGGCUGUCAUCGAUAUCUUAUUAGCCAGCGGCGCCAAGUGCGAUUUCGAGGACUCUGAUCGACCUCCUCCUCCUUCUAGAGGCUACUAUUUCCUCGACGUCCCGCACAAUGAAGAUUAUAUGCCUCCUCUUGUCCGAGCCGUCAGGCUGGGUAACAUGGAGCUGGUGCGAUUACUACUUGCACACGGCGCAGAUGUUAAUGUGGGAUACCAUGAGUUUCAUGGAGAGCGCCUAUCUCUCUUUAUAGAUGUGACGUGCGGAAGGGUGAUAGAGGCGGCCAUGGAGCUGGGACACCGGGAUAUAGUUGAGCUGUUUCUAGAGAUGGGGGCGGAUAUUCAUCUGCCGCAGCCGACCUGGCAGUUUCGCGACUGUUGGAUGAUAGCAAGGCCGGUUUACUUGAGAGUUAGGACGCAAUUGAGGGAGGUUGAAGCGGCGUGGCAGUCGGCAAGAGAUUCGGCUGAAUGGGUAGUUGUGUAG